This is a messenger RNA of Naegleria lovaniensis, 852 nucleotides long. RefSeq lists its product as uncharacterized. The coding region runs from base 1 to 852 and encodes 283 amino acids. Lineage: Eukaryota; Heterolobosea; Eutetramitea; Acrasida; Naegleriidae. The transcript has a single exon. The record is from RefSeq and is a predicted model, not a curated record.
AUGUUGCAAAUUUUCUCUAGAUGUUUUCGUUCUCGUUUUUUAAAUCUCCAAAAGCCAGUAGUACUUUGGUAUUGCGUUGGAGAGGGAGUUAUGCUUUUGAAUUUGUUAUUAUUAAGCAUUUCAACGUUUCAGUUUGUUUACACAAGCGUAAAUCCUGAUGAACCAUUUUCAUUGCGAGAAGAGAGAAGAGAAGAUUUGUAUGCUCUAUGGCCAGUACUGUUAAUCAUGUUUCUAAUCAUUACAUUCGUUUCUAUUUUCAAAGUUGGAUUGAAUGUGUUGUUUUUCAUGAAAGUUCGAAGAGAGAAUAAGAAAGCUCAAGAUCAAGAAGCAUUGAGAGUCUCUGCAGAGGAGGAUCAUGAGGAAAGCUGCUCUUCUUCUAGCCAAGUCAUGAAUUAUCAAAACAGCUCUAGGGAUGAAUCCGUCAUUGUUGCUCAUCCAGAAGCAUCUCUCGAGAAUAAUACGAGUAAUGAAGGUCCAUAUGGAGGAAUGGAUGAUUCCAUCAACGAGCAUCAAUACUAUGUAGUGGCUCAAAACUUGUUCUCAGAGUCUUUUUCUUCCUCCUUUUUCUUUGCAUCUCUGCUUUCAGUAGCUUCUGAGACAAUUGCUGUGUUGAUGGGAAUAAUAUUAAUGUGGAGGUGUCACCACCAAGUAUCAGUAAUUGCUUGUGUUUCGUUCGUGUUUGUGGUUGCCUUUUUGCAUUGCCUUAUUGCUUGUGGAAUUAUCAUGUUUUGUGCAUCCUCCAAGUCUUCAGCUGUGGCUGUCGGAAAGGAAGGCACAUCUGCAAUGAGCUCUCCACAAAUCAAUGAUAGACCAUCUAACACAACAACGGUCACUCUUUAUGAAACUCUCUAA